Molecule: messenger RNA, 944 nt
Organism: Equus quagga
Lineage: Eukaryota; Metazoa; Chordata; Mammalia; Perissodactyla; Equidae
Product: integrin beta-2-like
Exons: 2
Biological process (GO): cell adhesion mediated by integrin; integrin-mediated signaling pathway; cell-matrix adhesion
Cellular component (GO): cell surface; focal adhesion; integrin complex
Molecular function (GO): integrin binding; amyloid-beta binding
Source: RefSeq, a predicted model, not a curated record
GCGGGGACUCUGCUCUGUCGCACUUGAUUCCUCUUGGCAGGAUCUUGACCCUCCUAUCCAGGGUCAGAACACAACUCCAGAUCCAGAUCCUAGGACUUCCCGUGGCAUUCUGGCAUCUAACAGCCAGACUUAAGGACGAAGUGUAUGUCCUUUACAAAGCCACUGUAAAAUCCCUUUUAAUGAAUGUCUGAUAAAGGUACUCUAAAGACCCCCCAGCCUGGAGAUGGCGGUGCGGGGGCACCAGGGGCUCCACCGGGCCUGCUGCCGCCUGUUCCCACAUCAUGCCUCUGAGUUUCCAGCUCUCUCUCGUUCUCUCCUCUCUCACCUCAAGUCCCAAGUCCUGGGGAAUCCUGGAGUGCCCGUGCUCUUCCCCUCCCCCAACCUCAAUCCACUCCCAUCUGGGGCCCCUGCAGAGGCUGGCGCCCUCCAUGCCUGGGGGCCAAGGACCCCACCCUCACCACGAUAGCCCCGGGGCAUCUGUGUCCAGGCUGCUGGUUGAGAAGAUGGGAGCAGGGUGACCCCAGUGUCCUGGCCUCGCCUGAGCCCUGCUGUUCUCCAUGACAGAUCACCUUCCAGGUGAAGGUCACAGCCACCAAGUGCGUCCAGGCGCAGUCAUUUGUCAUCCGGGCCCUGGGCUUCUCGGACACGGUGACCGUGCAGGUCCUACCCCAGUGUGAGUGUCAGUGCCGCGACAUGAGCCGGGACCGCAGCCUGUGCCGGGACAAGGGCUUCGUGGAGUGCGGCAUCUGCAGGUGUGACGCUGGCUACAUUGGGAAGAACUGUGAGUGCCAGACGCAGGGCCGGAGCAGCCAGGAGCUGGAAGGAAGCUGCCGCAAGGACAGCAACUCCCUCGUCUGCUCGGGGCUGGGGGACUGCGUGUGCGGGCAGUGCAUUUGCCACAAGAGCGACGUGCCCAACAAGGAGAUCUUCGGGCAGUUCUGCGA